AUGAGUUGGCGAUGGCAUGGGCAGACGGCGAUUUGGCUCCUGCUCCAGGUCCACCCUGUCGCCUUCGCAAAGCGGCUCCUCGAGUCGGACAAGGACCUCGGUCACCCCCUUGUGGUGUUCCAGCUCAAUGCUCUGCAGGACUCCUUGGCCAUGAACACGCAAACGCGCAACAUGGUGGUGAAUGAACAGGCCAUCAACGAGCUUCUCCCGGCAGGGAAGACUUGGAGCAUGAUCCAUGAAGCGCUCUCAGAUGCUCAGGGCCGCGGCAGCGGCAUAGGCAAGUUCCACCGGACCGACAUCAACAGCUUCACCAAGGUGAACUGCCAAGUGGUGCGCUACUCCUUCGACCCGAGCAUGUUCUUGGGGCUCUCGGAAUGCGCCAUGCAUGAAGGGGACAGUGCUCCGUUCAGACCUUGGUGCCCUCCGCGGGACAGCUAUCUGAACUGCCUGCGCAACGGGACCCUCCCUUGCGUCUACGGAGGGGAUCAGGGCGGCCCUGCAGUGGCUGUCUGGGAGCUGGACGAGGAUACAUCCCUCUUCCCUAGGGACGCAAGCAUCCGAGUCCCGACGCUGCUGUGGAUGCGGGACGACAGCAAGGAAAAUGAAGCAAAUCUCACUGAGUUCGAGGGCUGCAAGGGCAAGCUGGUGAAGACGCUCUGGGGACGGCUGAGGGAAGAGCUUGCCCGCGACAUUGCCAAGAAGGUCUACCACGAGAUCCUUCGGGUCGACCUUCGCUUGUCCUGGUCCUAUCGCGCCCCGUACUUCCUGACCCUGCUCACCAACGACCAGACGGCGACUGGUUGUGGCGGAUCGCAGAGUGGCUCCCGCUUCUGCCGCAACAUGGAGGAGCGCUACUACCCUGGAGCUAUGAACCGGAAGCCAUCGGUCCUCCUACUGGAGGAGUUCGAAGAUCCCAUGGUCCAGAUGGCGGUGGUGCCCUCUCUGAACAAUUCAGGCCAAAAGGUGGAUUUCGAGGAGGCCUUGGCCGAAAGAGGUUACUCGUGCAUCCGCUUCAAAGACGAGAUCUUGGCUUGCUGGAAUCAACAGGACUUCGAGAAGCCUGACUUUUGGGCGAAAGACCUGGGCUUCGAAUUGUCACAGAAGAAAGGGGAGCCAACGAUCGUGUGCAUGGAGGGCAGGUCCGGGGCCGCUGCAUGCAACGUGUGCUUCAACGAGCUGAUCACGAAGAUGCAGCGUGGAGAGACCCUAGACACGGUGCGCAACCCGUCGCUGGAGGACUUGUCCUCGCGCGCGGCGCACGAGGGCGCGCUGCUGCGGCUGAAGCACGCCGGUUCCGGGUCGAUGGUCGUCAUCACGGCACUUCACCUGCAGACCCCCAGCACCGACGGUACUGGCGAGAUGCGCUCGCAUGAGCUACAUCAACUGAGAGGUCAGCUGGAAAUGUUCGCCGGCAGCAACGACUACGUCAUCAUGGGCGGCGAUUUCAACAUCAACCUGUCCCCGCAGGGUGGCGAGUACGAGCGGUUCAUCUUCACGGGCAGGUUCCCGAGCAGGAGCAUGGUCCUGAAGGCCAUCAACCGAACUCGAUUUCAGACAGGCUUCACGAUGCAUGCCUACGGCGAACACGACGUCCCCGGCGUGGCCUACAAGCUUGGCAGCCGGCGUCUUCUGGACGUCAUGGGGGAGGAGGACCAAGGCGGCUGCGUGAGCUCCAAGGCCGCUGGACGGGCCUUGAUGAUCGACUACAUCUUCGCCGAUUCGAGGUUGACCCAGGGCGUGCAGCACGGCGGCGUCUGCAUGCAGCCCACGCCCCCUCUGGAGCCGAGAUUUAUCCCCGACGUGAACCAGGAGUUUCCUGUGGAAUUCUCGGAUCACUUUGGCCUGACUGCCCUGCUCCACAUCCCCGGCAGACCUAAGCCGGCAGGGGCCCCUCACUAG
This is a messenger RNA of Symbiodinium natans, 1899 nucleotides long. The record is from the annotation of a GenBank genome assembly. Lineage: Eukaryota; Dinophyceae; Suessiales; Symbiodiniaceae.